AAAAAAAUAUUUUUCAUCAUCUAUUUCUUUCUCUCCUUUUUCCUUCGUGAUAUCAACGUUACGAAAUUAGUCAGGUUCAAUUAUUGAUCGUUAUCGACCUACUAUACUACAUUUUCCACUUUGUACCAAAAUGGCAACCAAGCCUAAUGGCACCACCACUAAAAACCCCACCACCCCCACCCCCACCUCGAACCCUACACCGAAAAAUCAAACGUACAACCCUAAGAGCCAGACGUACAAUCCAAAUCGAAUCCCUUAUCGACCGAACUAUCGACACAAACGCCGUGGUCGUGGUUGCAAUUUUCGUAGAUGUUUUUGUCGAUGUUGUUGUUGGACUAUUCUCAUGAUCAUCAUUAUUCUUAUACUUGUAGCUAUUGCUAGUACAAUUUUUUACUUCCUUUAUCGUCCUCAACUCCCUUCAUUUUCUAUAUCCUCUCUCAAGAUUUCGCACUUCAAUCUCACCACAUCCCCUGAUGACACUACAAGACUCGCUACUAAAUUCAACGUAACUCUGUCUACCAAGAACAAAAACAAGAAAGUCGUAUACAUUUAUGAUCCAAUUGCAUUGAAAGCGGAAUCAACCAAUCAAAUUGAGCUAGCAAAUGGGGAUUUUCCAAGAUUUACUAGUGCACCAAAUAAUGUCACAAUUAUACAUUCAACAUUAUCAAUUGUGUCACAAGUUCUUGAUGUGGAUUCAAUUUCAAGUUUGAAAUUAGAUAUGAAGAGAAAAAGUGGAAUGCCAAUGAGGAUUUUGUUGGAUACAAAAGUUGUUGUGAAAAUGGACAAAUUGAAAACUAACAAAGUGGGGAUUAGAGUAACAUGUGAUGGUAUCAAUGGACCAAUACCUAAAGGGAAAAAUCCAAGUGUGGCUUCAAUUACAACAGCUAAAUGUAAGGUUGAUUUGAGAAUCAAGAUUUUGAGAUGGACUUUCUAGUUACAACUUCACCUUUUUCGAUUUUUCAUUCUAUGUCUGACACAUGUUUUGAGAUUCGACUAAUUCAAAUUCACGUCAAAAGGUACCACUUUGAGGUUUCUAUCUAAGUCGACUCCAUUCUCAAGGCACAAACUCGAGAUCAUAAUUAAGAUAAGAGUCGGGGAGUACUUAUCAAUUUUUCAAUUUUUUUAAAUUGAUUUCAACUCAAUUUGAUUUUGUGAGUUUACUAUUUUGCUUUUUCUUUGGUCAAGUGUAAUCAUAUAUAUAUUUUUUAUUUUUAUAUUUUGAAAAAAUCGGAAUUGGUUGUAAACAUCAUAGAAUUUUGAGUUUUUUUUGUUUAUAUAUAUAAUAUAAAAAGAUAAUCAAGAAUUGUAAAGAAAGUA
Molecule: messenger RNA, 1317 nt
Organism: Solanum pennellii
Lineage: Eukaryota; Viridiplantae; Streptophyta; Magnoliopsida; Solanales; Solanaceae
Product: NDR1/HIN1-like protein 6
Exons: 1
Coding region: 131-934 (267 amino acids)
Cellular component (GO): plasma membrane
Source: RefSeq, a predicted model, not a curated record